Messenger RNA from Lactuca saligna, 1629 nucleotides. NCBI's taxonomy places the organism in Eukaryota, Viridiplantae, Streptophyta, Magnoliopsida, Asterales, Asteraceae. The record is from the annotation of a GenBank genome assembly.
AUGAAUAGGACAAAGGAUGAUGAAUUUCUAAAUAGAUUAUGUGGCGAAGAUGAAGAGGGAAAUGAUAACAACAUAAAUGAUCAUGAUCUGCAUGAAGAGGAUGCUAAUGUAACUCAACAACAUUCCAUUUUUAAUGAGUUAGUUCCAUGGAAAAAGCAGAUCCCAAUACUUGGUAUGAGGUUCAAAGAUCCAUCUCAAUUAAAAUCGAUGUUAUGCAACUAUGUUGUUAUGAAUGGGUACCAACUUUGCUUUGAGAAAAAUGAUAGGAAAAGAUUGUUGGUUAAGUGUUGUAAGGGUGAGUGCUCAAUUAGGUUAUGGGCAUCUUGGAUGAGUGAUGAAGCAAGCUUCCAAAUUAAGUCUUUAAAGUCAGUCCACAAAUGUGCAAGGAACUACAAGUUAGGGUCCAUGGUCACUUAUGCUUGGAUAGGGAGUCAUUAUACAAGAGAGUUCUUACUUAGACAAAAGAUGGGUGUUAGAAAGCUAAGAACAGCUGUGUCACAGAAGUUUGGCAUUCAUGUUAGUGUUGGUCAAUGCAGGAGAGCUAAGAAAUAUGCACUCCAACUAAUAGAUGGCACCCUAGUUGAACAUUAUGCAAAGUUAUGGUCGUAUGCAGAAGAGAUUAGGAGAUCAAAUCUAGGUAGCACUGUGAAGCUUGAUGUAAAUCAUAUGCCAAAUAGGAAAAACUACUUUAUUAAGUUCUAUGUUUGCUUUGAUGCAUUGAAGAAGGGGUGGAAGGAGGGAUGCAGGACGAUAAUAGGUUUAGAUGGUUGUUUCCUUAAAGGGAUCUGUAAAAGGGAGUUAUUAUGUGUUGUUGGAAGGGAUGCAAACAAUGGGAUUUAUCCUAUUGCAUGGGCAGUAGUAUGUGUGGAGAAUAAGGAAAAUUGGAGGUGGUUUUUGGAUUUACUCAUUGAUGAUUUAGGACUUAAUUUGGGCUAUGGAUACAAUGUAAUAUCUGAUCAACACAAGGGUAUGAUUGAGGUUGUGAAAGAACUCCUUCCUUAUGUAGAGCAUAGGCAGUGUGCCAAGCAUAUUAGCCAAAACCUUAGGAAAAGGUAUAUUGGUGCCCAAUAUGAAAGCAUUUUCUGGAAGGCGUGUAAAGCAACAACAGAGGUAGAUUUUAAGGUUGCCAUGAAAGAGCUUGAAGUGCUAGACCCAAGUGCUCAUCAGUAUCUGAUGGAUAAAGACCCCAAAACAUGGUCAAGGGCCUACUUCCAACCAGGAAGAUGUUGUGAUGCUGUGGAGAAUGGAAUGUCAGAAAGUUUUAAUGAUGUGAUUGUUGAUGCUAGGAAGAAACCAAUUAUCACCAUGCUAGAGGAGUUGAGUAUGUAUAUGAUGGAGAGGGUGUUCAAGAAGAAAUGCAAGGGUAUAGGAUGGGGCAACCAAAUUUGUCCAACAAUUAGAGAAAUAAUGAAUGACAUUAAGAAGGGUCUAAGACAUUACCAAGUCUUACCUAGUGGACUAAAUCAGUUUGAAGUAAGAGGAACUACAGAUGCUUAUGAAGUGGAUCUGGAAGAAAGAACUUGCUCAUGCAGGCUAUGGCAGCUUAAUGGAAUCGGUUGUGUCCAUUCUGUUGCAGCUACUAGUUUUAUGAAUAGGGAUGUAGAGUCAUAUGUGGAAAAAAAUGUUUAG